AUCCAAAGAACCCGCAAGAUAACACUUGCCAGGAAACGUGGACCUCGCUCUAUAUCUAGCUGGAGCAUGGACGCCUGGAAGCCAUAAAUAGCAGACGCGGAGGAAAGGGUGAUUGAUCAACACGCAGAUCAAAGCUAGAGAUAGUGAUAGAGAUAUAGAGAGGGAGUGAUCGGAGAGGAUGCCAGGAGGAGAGCAUGGAGGUAGUAAUGGCCUGCAAGAGCACGCCGGAGCUCUGGAGGAAGGCAGAGGAGGAGGAGGGAAUGAAGCAGAGGAUCCGGAGAAAUCUCCCAACAGCAGCGGCAAGCACCCCAUGCUCUCUGUCCAGUUCGUCCAGAAGAUCCUGGCGGAGAUCUUCGGGACAUACUUCCUGAUCUUCGCGGGGUGCGCGGCGGUGGCCGUGAACCAGAGAACCGCCGGCACGGUGACGUUCCCGGGCAUCUGCAUCACGUGGGGGCUGGCCGUGAUGGUCAUGGUGUACUCCGUGGGGCACAUCUCCGGCGCGCACUUCAACCCGGCCGUCACCUUUGCCUUCGCCACCUGCGGCCGGUUCCCCUGGAAGCAGGUCCCGGCCUACGCGGCGGCGCAGCUCAUCGGGUCCACGGCGGCCGGGCUCACGCUGCGGCUGCUGUUCGGGAGAGAGCACUUCGUCGGGACCGUCCCGGCCGGGUCCGACGUGCAGUCGCUCGUGCUCGAGUUCAUCAUCACCUUCUACCUCAUGUUCGUCGUCUCCGGGGUCGCCACCGACAACAGGGCUAUUGGUGAGCUCGCCGGUCUGGCCGUUGGAGCUACCGUGCUACUAAACGUGCUCUUUGCCGGGCCUAUAUCAGGAGCGUCCAUGAACCCGGCGAGGACGCUCGGCCCGGCGAUGGUCGCCGGCCGCUACAAAGGCAUCUGGGUCUACAUCGUCGGCCCGGUUGGCGGGGCCGUGGCCGGCGCCUGGGCCUACAAUCUCAUCCGGUUCACUAACAAGCCGCUGCGAGAGAUCACCAGGACCGGCUCCUUCCUGCGAAGUGCAAGGAUGGGCUAAGCGCAAAAAGAACUGAUUUACAAUGUUGUUGCUUGUAGUUAUAGUGAUGUCGAUUGGAAUGUUGUAGCGAAACUGUGAUUGCGUUGUGAAGUUCUUCUCUGUUUUAUUUUGGUCAUUUCUCUACAUCCUUGCUGGCCUGGAUUGUUAGCUUAACCUUUGCAGGAUUGGGUCACCUAACUGUCCUGAUUUACUUCCAGAACGCAGUGACCAUGCUCUGUAAUUCGGGUGUCUGGUGAUGUCAGUUCCUGACUCUUUGUUCUUGUCGUUUGUCUUUAAAGUUGGCUUUUGGUUGUUGCGACGAAA
Messenger RNA from Brachypodium distachyon (stiff brome), 1330 nucleotides. RefSeq names its product aquaporin NIP1-3. The transcript is spliced from 4 exons. The coding region runs from base 179 to 1027 and encodes 282 amino acids. NCBI's taxonomy places the organism in Eukaryota, Viridiplantae, Streptophyta, Magnoliopsida, Poales, Poaceae. Gene Ontology annotation, biological process: transmembrane transport. Gene Ontology annotation, molecular function: channel activity. Gene Ontology annotation, cellular component: membrane. The record is from RefSeq and is a predicted model, not a curated record.